Molecule: messenger RNA, 2441 nt
Organism: Phasianus colchicus (ring-necked pheasant)
Lineage: Eukaryota; Metazoa; Chordata; Aves; Galliformes; Phasianidae
Gene: TSPAN9
Product: tetraspanin 9
Cellular component (GO): plasma membrane
Source: RefSeq, a predicted model, not a curated record
AUGUGUGAAGAAAAAGAUAAGCGAAAUACAGAAAGCCUGUAUUGCAUUGCAUUUAAUACUGAGAGAUGCUGUACAUUGAAUCUGACAACUAUGGAAAGAGAAAUCAUGGAGAAGUCAAGUAGCGAGGAUUCUUCAAUUCACCGGAGUCCAUCUUUGGAUAGCAAAGACUCAGAUUUUGCUAAAUCUUCUGCCUCAGGAAGGCAAUUUGGUCGAGGUUUUACUGCUGGAGCUUUCUAUGGUACAGCUGGAUCACGCGCACAGAACCACACUGGCGUCGAAACUGGGACUGGCAUAAAAAGUAACAAAUACAGUGCACCCAAAGGCAGCAAAUAUGUGGUCUUUUACCUGGAUCUAUCCUUUGUUUUCCUUUUAGAAUUUAAGAAGUGCGACAUGACAAGAGGCUGCCUGUGUUGUUUGAAAUAUAUGAUGUUCCUUUUCAAUUUGAUAUUUUGGUUAUGUGGCUGUGGGCUCCUGGGAGUGGGCAUCUGGCUGUCAGUAUCACAAGGAAACUUCGCCACAUUUUCUCCUAGUUUUCCAUCACUUUCAGCUGCCAACCUAGUCAUUGCCUUUGGUACAGUCAUCAUGGUGACCGGCUUUCUGGGCUGCCUAGGUGCUAUCAAGGAGAACAAGUGCCUACUUUUGAGUUUUUUCAUCGUUUUGCUGAUAAUUCUCCUGGCAGAGCUGAUAUUACUCAUUUUGUUCUUUGUUUAUAUGGACAAGGUCAGUGAGAGUGCAAAGAAGGAUUUGAAGGAAGGUAUGAAGCUGUACAAUUCAGAAAAUAAUGUUGGACUGAAAAAUGCAUGGAAUAUCAUUCAAGCAGAGAUGAAAUGCUGUGGUGUAAAUGACUUUACGGAUUGGUACCCAGUACUGGGAGAAAACAUUGUCCCAGACCGAUGUUGUACAGAAAACUCUCAAGACUGCGGAUGGAAUUCCACUGAAUUAGUGUGGAAAACGGGAUGUUAUGAGAGAGUUAUGACUUGGUUUGAUGAGAAUAAGCAUGUCCUUGGCUCAACUGGGAUGUGUAUCCUUAUAAUGCAGAUUCUUGGCAUGGCCUUCUCCAUGACACUCUUCCAGCAGAUUCACAGGACUGGCAAAAAAUAUGAUGCUUAAAGCCUCUGAAACAUUAUCACAUCAGCCCUUCUGUUUGAUCAUAAAAAUGAACAAAAGAAGUGACUGCAAAGAGUAUCAAGCCAAGCCCUGCUGACUGAAUCCCUCCCACUGUCUGAUCUACUUUGUUGUUACUUGGACAGAUAUUAUCACAACUUGUUGUUUGAUUCAUAUUUUUGUCUGUUUCACAUUUGCCAUUUAUUUGCCAAAGAGAGGGAAAAAAGCUUCCGAACCAAUGGAUUUUCUAAACAAAAUCAUAGAUCUGUUCCAAGACUAUUCCCUUGAUUUAAGAACACAUUUUGCUUUACCAAUACAUGCUAAAUGUGCAGAAGUUAUAUAAGUUAAACUUUAAAGGAGAAUUCUUCAAAGUCUUCCAUUACGUUUUCAACCCUCAUGUUCAGUUCACUGGAAGUCUUGUAAAAGCCACUCUAACUGGGAGUCCUAUGUAUUGGAGCUUCUUGUACCUGAUGGUGUAUACUUUUUUGUUACAAUAAUGAUGAUUAUUAAUAUUAUGAUAAAUAUAGCUUAGAAUUUAGUAGCCUGAUUUAUAACUUUUAUAUAGUAUAUCUGUUUUUACACAUUUAUUGUACAUUAGUGUAGAAACCAUUGUGCAGUGUCCUGAGGAUAUGUUUUUCAAAGUUGACAGUUGGGGGGGAUAGAUAAAGAGAAUGUUUCUCAAAUUCACUACUUGAGAAACACUCCUCUUACCUCCUACCUACUAUUCCUGUGAGGCUAAAUUUCAAUGUCUUUACCCAGCCAAAGCAGACUGUGGCACUGUAAUUGAUGGUCCUUAUUAGACUGCUUUGAUGUUAUGCUAUUUUGAAAUCUAAAAGUACUAGCUAAGUGAGUAGUUCUCCCUGGCAUAAAGGAGAAAAGUUGCAGUCUGACCUGCUGGUCACUUGGCAGCAGAUUUCACAGACUGUAUUGUCUGUUUCAAAAAAUUUGCCUAAAGCAUGGUGUGCUACUGGAUAUUAGAAAGAGGGUUAGCAAUUGUAUUACAAUUUUGUCAUGCUAUGCCUUUCAGUGAAGGGGUUCCAUCAAAGAAAUGACAGCUAUCUCUCUGAUCUGGAAAAGGUGUCUCUGGACAGAGAGGAACAUGAAUUUGAUUAAAGAAGAGCUGAUUCAGAAAAGGGACAGUUUCCAAAAGAAACUCAGGGAGACUAUGCACUGUCACACCUUCAGCACAGAACUGGUUCAUGCUGGGAGACUGCCAAGUCUACCCAAUGAGGUAGAGUUCACUGAGAUGUGAUGCAUAAUUUUUAGCCGUAUUCUGACUACAAAAUUUGAACAAAAAUUCUAGUUAGAAUGCCAUUUUAUUGCAAACCAAUGCAAUU